GCUGAGGUAAGGGCGAUAAACAGCCGAGUCGGUAGCUACCCCCUGCGGGGAAUGGCUUGGCGGCCCGGGAGCGGCCCCUCGCCCCGAUCCAUUGCUGUCUGAUUUCAAAUUUCUCCAAGGAACAUUUCUAGCAGAAAUGGCAGAGAAAGUGAAUAACUUCCCUCCGCUCCCCAAGUUUAUUCCUCUGAAACCGUGCUUCUACCAGAACUUUGCCGAUGAAAUUCCCAUAGACUAUCAGAGUCUGGUGAAGAGAAUUUACCAUUUAUGGAUCUUUUACUGCAUCACACUAGUGGUGAAUCUAAUUGGCUGCCUGGCCUGGUGGAUUGGUGGUGGUUAUGGCGUUAAUUUUGGCUUGGCCAUCCUUUGGCUUUUUCUCUUCAGCCCCUGCAGUUACAUAUGCUGGUUCCGGCCUGCAUACAAAGGCUUUCGGUCUGACAGCUCUUUUAAUUUCAUGGCCUUUUUCUUCAUCUUUGGUGCCCAGUUUAUUCUGACUGUCAUACAAGCAAUCGGUAUCUCCGGCUGGGGAACAUGUGGAUGGUUGGCAGCCACUACUUUUUUUAGUACCAGUGUUGCAGCUGCUGUGUUCAUGCUGUUUCCAGCCAUAAUGUUUACGAUGUCAGCGGUUGCGAUGUCCUUCUAUCUCCUAAGGGUACAUAAAAUUUACCGAGGGGCUGGCGGAAGCUUUCAGAAAGCCCAGGAUGAAUGGAACAGCGGCUCAUGGAGGGACCCCCCGAGCAGGGAAGCUCAGUACAAUAACUUUUCUGGAAACAGUCUGCCACAGUAUCCCACGGUGCCCAACUAUCCCACGGGAAAUCAAUGGCCUUAAGCAGCAACAGCUGUCAAACUGCCUGGAUUAUCUUUUUGGGUCUCCUCAUUAUUUUUAUUAUUUGAAAAGAUCUUUUUUUUUUCCCCCAUCAUCUUUGGUUUUUUUAGUUCCCUCCUCCCCAUGACUGCAGAAAAUCUGUGCACUCAGCCUGUACUGCCUCCAGGGCUUUGCCCGUCUCUAUUGGAACGUUUUAUUUUGUGCACAGUUGCCAGUAUUUGCCUUGCUGCAAACCGCAGAACUAUUCGCUGCCCUUGCUUGGGGGAAUCCUCCAAUGAUCAGUACCUGGAAAAGGCUGAUUUUCCCCUCUGCGAAGAACACUUUAAGAUGCUCUUUCCCCUGCCCUCUUCAUUCUUAUCAGAUGCACAGUACACCUCCACCAUCUUCCUGUUACCGAGCAGGGGACAUAAUUGGAAAUGGGCAUCAACUGGCAUCUCCUGAUGAGUUGUCUGGAAUUUCUAUUUCUCAAAGGGAAAUGUCUCAUCUAUUUUAUUUUGUGCCUCGUAAGAUUGAAAUUGGCAGCCAGGGCUCCCUUUUUGUUCAUAAAACCCUUGAAGGUCUAAACCAUCUCUUGAGUUCUCUGUAGUGAGAGAAUACUUUAGAUAACUCUGCCCACAGUGAGUGAUUGCUGGACAUUGCAACUGAUUAGCAGAACCUGCACUCAGCUGGUGAGGUAUCAUUCUAUUAGAAUUCAUUUUCUCCACCCCCAAAGGUUUUUCUUAUGAUAGGGUCUACAUGUUUGAAAGUACCGGUUCAUCUCACUUGUCUAUAAUCCUUGCUUGCUAAUGGCCUGAUUGAAAGCCCAGUGGAAUCACUGACUUCAAUGGGCUUUGGUUCAGACUGCAUCGGUUAUAGUCACUCUUAUGUAGACAGCCAACACAAGACAUAGGCACACUUAAGUCCCACUUAUGCAGUGUCUAGGUUUUGUGCUGUCCCCACAUGUGCAGGCCCCUCUCCCUCCUGAUUGAAUCUCACCCCAUUGACAAACCCUUAUAAUGUAAAUAAUCUUCUGGCUACAGUUCUGUAGCCAGGUGGCGGAUAACUAUAAAUCUGAAUACUAAGACUGACUUGUGUGAUUUGGGAGUAACUCCGUUAAAAUUGAUGGAUCAGUCCUGAUUUAUUCUGACAUAGCUGACAUCUGAAUCUGAUCAAGUUUCUCAUGCUUGUGAAUUGUUCUCCUGCAACAUGUCACCUGUUAGUUUACAAGACUAUUAAGCAUUUUGUAGUCUAUCCUUUAUUUAGUCAUGCAGGACCACUCCCCAUGUAUACAGCUCUUCUCUCUACUUCAGCAUGCAGGCAGAGAGAGGUGGAAUUAUCUUUCCCUAAGAAGUUGGUUGAGGGGAAGAUAAAGGUUCUGUUGAGAGGGUCUUUUCUUGCUGAGAACGAGGCUUUGUCUACACUACAAAUGCUUUGCUGGCCUAGCCGUACUGACCAGAGCACCCUAGUGUAGACAUAGCGUAUGGCGACAGAAGUUUUUCUGUUGGCACAGUAACACCACCUCGCUGAAUGACAUUAGCUGCGUUGACAGAAGCACUCUAAUGCCUGCUUAGCUGUGUUUGUACUGGGGGGGGUUGCUGACAUAUCUAUGUUGGCUGGGGUGAUGUUGAUUUGUUUUUUGUUUCACACCCCCAUCAACAUAGCUAUGCUGGCAAAACUUUGUAGUGUAGACCUGGCCAUAGUGUGUGUCAUGGUGCUGACUUCCAUCCUUUUAUCUAUUUCUCAUGUCACAAGUACUGGAAUCUGUAGGCAGAGCAGUCGAAUUCCUUUCCAUUUCGUACUAUAUCAUCCCAAGCAAUACAAGCUACAGUUUCCCGUUUCUCCUUAAAAAUCUGCUACUCUAUGUUGAGAUUUUUUCCAAUCAGCCUGUGAGACUUGGAUGCCCAAUUUCCGUUAAUUUUUAUGGGAACUGAGCCUCCAAAACCCUGCAGCAGCUUUGAAAGCCUCUGCUAAAGAUCCCCUGAGGUGCUAAAAGCCUUCAACUUCCGAAGGAGACAUGAGGGAGGUUUUGUAUUUGUUCAGAUCUGCAGACUAGUGCUGGAUUCUGCUCUGUCGUGUUGAUGUGAAUCCAGAGUAACUCCAUAGCUAACAGUGGAGUUAUGCCAAAUUUACACGGGGUAACUGGAAUCAGAAUCUGCUCCUGAAAGGCUUAGAAAAGGUCUCCAAGCUGGAUGGAAUCCAUUUGCAAAUGAUCCUUUGAAAAUGGUCUCAAUAUACAAGUGCCUUAUUCAAUAAUAUAUUAGCUCUUAGGGGAGAGUUCUUCUUCCCUCAGUGCCCCAUUCCCCAUUUUGUUUAGUCUUAAUUUUUUUCCCUAUAUGCAUAUAUUGUAAAUAUUAGGUAACUGAAAUGCAUUACCGUGGGAUUUGUGUGACAUCUUUGUUAUCAGAUGGGCCAAAGGAAAAGCAACUGAUUAACACUGGAGGCCAAAGCCUCCUUGAACUUCAGUUUAAAAGCAACAUUUCCCAUUGCUGCAAAGCCAGCCCUUUGCUGGGCCUCUCAAAAUAUCUUUCUAACGCAUUCCUAACGCAAUGACUUGUGUAUGUGAUUUGCUCAUAAACACAAGGACAGAUGCUUGGAGCUUUGCUAACAGAAUACAGUCCAAUCAUGUUGCCGAACUUUUAGUUGCCUUCAUCUUGCAUAGAGUGUUGUGUGGCUUUUCUUUGCGUGCUUGCCAUCGAAAGGGUGGUGAAAGAGAACUGCCUGUCAUUUAACUCCCUGGAAAUACGAACAUGCUGCCCAGGGGAUGGGUCAAAAUUCCCAGUGCUUGGAUCCUGUUAACGAAAACGGGAGUCCUGCCUGUAAUUUGCCACAUUGGGAAGCCUGAAUAUGGCGUGCCUGCCUAAUCUCAUCCUUGGAGGUGUGGCAUAUCCUCCGCCCCUCUUGGCCAUUCUUUUCAAUAUGGGGUGACUGAGGGUGAGUCGUAAUUCCAGAAAGUUGACUCAAUCAAUGUGCUGCCAGAACUGUUGUGGCUUAUUUUUGGAAUCAUAGCUAUAUUUUUAUAAAUGUAAUGUUUACAUUAGAUUUCCAAGGAACUACCAACGUUUUGGAGAAUUGUUAACCUGGACUUAGCCAACUUUAAUUUUUGUUCUGCAUCAUGUUAUGUGGGAUGCUUUGUGUCGUCUGUGGGGUUCUUUGUUGUUUUCCUUGCAGGCGUCAAAUAAAUCCUCAUUCUAUACACCGUGAGAAGAGCCUGGCUACCUUGGAGGUGUGUAUGUAUUCAUGAUGGUUGGAAGAAAAUAGUGAGGUCUAGUUAUCCCCGUUCAGUAUUUCCCUCUCUUAGAAAACGCCAAAGCCUUCUGGGAAAUAGGGGGUUUGGACAAGUAAAGGAACAAUGCAUUGUGGGUGAAAUUCACCCCUUUGCUGGGAGCCAGUGCAAGGCAUAUGCACUAUUUAAUUUAUCCUCUUUUCGCGCUUUUCAACUAUAGAACUUUGCAAAGUCCUUUACAAAGGAGGUCUCGUUAUCCCCAUUGUGCAGAUGGGGAAACUGUGGGCA
Terrapene triunguis (Three-toed box turtle) is the source of this 4313-nucleotide messenger RNA. RefSeq names its product secretory carrier membrane protein 4 (gene SCAMP4). The transcript is spliced from 7 exons. Bases 137 to 826 code for a protein of 229 amino acids. Gene Ontology annotation, cellular component: recycling endosome membrane; trans-Golgi network membrane. The record is from RefSeq and is a predicted model, not a curated record. Lineage: Eukaryota; Metazoa; Chordata; Testudines; Emydidae. Gene Ontology annotation, biological process: protein transport.